Messenger RNA from Nerophis ophidion (straightnose pipefish), 2504 nucleotides. RefSeq names its product oocyte zinc finger protein XlCOF22-like. Gene Ontology annotation, cellular component: nucleus. The record is from RefSeq and is a predicted model, not a curated record. The coding region runs from base 316 to 1776 and encodes 486 amino acids. Gene Ontology annotation, biological process: central nervous system development; regulation of transcription by RNA polymerase II. NCBI's taxonomy places the organism in Eukaryota, Metazoa, Chordata, Actinopteri, Syngnathiformes, Syngnathidae. The transcript has 3 exons. Gene Ontology annotation, molecular function: RNA polymerase II cis-regulatory region sequence-specific DNA binding; DNA-binding transcription factor activity, RNA polymerase II-specific.
AACACGGCGAGGAUAAAGCAAGAUGGCGUCUGACGGUGAAGACGUUAUUGCAGUCGUCACAGUUCAGUGUUCUUAAUCUGUGCCUCCAUGUACACAUAUAUGUCCUUUAUUACACUCUAGUAAAUAGAGUAAACAUCGUUAAUAACUGUUUGCAUCCGGUUAUAUUAGUCUGAGUGCACUUUGAUGCUUCUCCAGCUAGCUUAGCUUGCUAGUUAGCUUAGCUUGUUAGCUGCUAACAAAGAGAGGCGGAAGUGAUCAAAACACAUCGCUAAGCAGAGAUCAAGUGUGAGUGUAAAGUGUUGUGAUUGUGUGAAAAUGUGCGAAAGAACCAUAGCAGAGUACGAGGAGGAACUUUGUCCAACAAAAGAGGAGAAGGAGCGACAACAUCAAAAACAUCAAGUUGUGUUACACAGAACAGACAUCCAUCAGCUGAUUGGACACCAAGAAGAAUGUCUCCCUCAUCUGCAGGGGGACAGUUUCACUUUAGAGUAUCCACAGCCCUCACAUUUUAAAAAGGGAGAGUGUCCUGUAGGGCAGGAGGAGGCUGAUCUCAGCAAGUUUCCACUGACUGUUGUCUCUGUGAAGACUGAAGAGCAUGAAGACAAACCACCUGAGUCCUCACAGCUUCAUCACAGUCCAAACAUCUGUGAAGAACAUCUUCUCUCUGAACAACAGAAGUGGAGCUUCAGGAUGGACAAGGAGGAGGAGCCACAGCCCUUCCACAUUAAGGAGGAAGAAGAGGCGCCACAUACAUUGCAAAUGCAAAGGGAAGGAAAUAACUCGCUGACCUCCCAUUUUAAAGAGGAAGAGGAGGAACACAGCAUCAGUCAAGAAUGGUUGGAGGAGUUCCAUGUGGUUGUGAAGAGUGAAGAUGAUGAGGUCAAAGGUGAGAGUGAGGAGAGGGGAGGGGGGGAGCCUCCAAGCAGCAGCUCAACUCAACACAUGACAACAGAAGCUGAUGGAGACCACUGUGGAGGAUCACAAGCAGACAAGCUCUUAGCUCCACUAUCAGAUAGUGAGGACACAACGUCACACUCUCCUGACACUGAUGAUGAAGACUCUAAAGAUGAUAAGACAUGUCACACUGACAACACACACUUCACAUGUUCUCUCUGUGACAAAACCUUUAAAUAUCCUAGUUAUUUGAAAGUACACAUGAGAACACACACUGGAGAAAAACCUUUUUCAUGUUCAAUCUGUGGUAAAGAUUUUACCCAAAGGCCAAAUUUGAAAGUACACAUGAGAACACACACUGGAGAAAAACCUUUUUCAUGUUCAAUCUGCAGUAAAGAUUUUACGGGAAGGCAAUUUUUCAAAGCACACAUGAGAAUACACACUGGAGAAAAACCUUUUUCCUGCUCAGAAUGUGGCAAAAGUUUUGUAAUAAAUCAAAGGUUAAAAGUACACAUGAGAAUACACACUGGAGAAAAACCUUUUUCCUGCUCUGAAUGUGGUAAAAGUUUUGCAAUAAAUCAAAGUUUAAAAAUACACAUGAGAUCACACACUGGAGAAAAACCUUUUUCAUGUUCAAUCUGCGGUAAAGAUUUUACUCUAAGGCCCCAUUUCAAAUCACACAUGAGAACGCACUCUAGUGAAAAACCAUACUCCUGCUCAAGAUGCAACAAAAGCUUUCGUCACCGACAAUCUUGUACAGUACACAUGAGAACACACACAGGAGAAAAAAUGUUGAGCUGCAGUGUGUGUGGUGAAAGAUUCUCUUAUAAGUAUCAGUAUAAGAAACACAAGUGUGCUGGUGAGAACAGCAGCAGCAAAUGAAGAUGCAGGAUUUGAAAUAAACUGUCAAAACUUGAACUUUGACCUUAGAAUAACAUCAGCACAUACAACAUGUGUGACAUCAUUGUUGUGUGUGUAACACAAUCUUGUUAAUAUGAUUCUAACAUUUAUAGAUUAGACACUUCAGAUUAGUGCUUUUAUUUCAGUCAAGUACAUGAGUUAAUAUACACAUUUGUGUACUUUAAAAUGAACAGAACAAUUUGACUAAAAAGGUGAGAAUAAACACUACAUAAAAUAUGUUACAAUAAACAUUUAAUAUUUAGAUAUUCACUCUUAUACUCAUGCAUAAUAGUGUUUUAUAUAUGUUUUUUGAAUAAUGAAGUGUUACAUAUUUUAUGUUCUAAUUGUAGAUGAUUCCAUUUAUAUGAUGUACAUAUUUGUUUUACAUGUGUUCAUACCUUUGCUUUUGAGUACACAUAAAUCCCUCUUAGUUCAUAUUUACUGGUUCACAUCUGAAACAUCUUCUGGACCACUUCUGGAAGCAUAUUAUUAUUUACUUUAUACAUCAUUUGAACAGUUGUGUUUCAUACAAGAUCAUUUACUUUUAAAAUGUGUGUCUUAGUGAAUCAUUUGUUGGGUCUCUAUAAUCCAUUCUAUUAAUCAUCAUAAUUACUCUCUUUUGUAAUAUGAAUAUUGUUGUGUGAUUGUUUUAUAUGUAUGUCCCCAGACCUUUAUGAAAUAAACAAUGUAUGCUUCAACUGGGUACAAUA